Messenger RNA from Pogoniulus pusillus (Red-fronted tinkerbird), 1763 nucleotides. It is a transcript of the gene PCCB, whose product is annotated as propionyl-CoA carboxylase subunit beta. The transcript is spliced from 15 exons. Gene Ontology annotation, molecular function: propionyl-CoA carboxylase activity. Gene Ontology annotation, cellular component: mitochondrion. The record is from RefSeq and is a predicted model, not a curated record. Lineage: Eukaryota; Metazoa; Chordata; Aves; Piciformes; Lybiidae. The coding region runs from base 1 to 1584 and encodes 527 amino acids.
AUGGCGGCGCUGCGCCUGCUGCGGCGGGCGGUGGGGCCGCCGCUGUGCCGGGCCGCCUCGGGGGGCCGCCCGCCCUCCGUGCCCGAGCGCAUCGAGGAGAAGCGCCGAGCCGCGCUGCUCGGCGGCGGCCAGGCCCGCAUCGACGCCCAGCACAAGCGGGGAAAGCUGACAGCAAGGGAACGAAUUCUUCUGCUGUUGGACCCUGGCAGUUUUGAUGAAUAUGACAUGUUUGUGGAACACAGAUGUUCUGACUUUGGGAUGGACUCUAGUAAGUAUCCUGGAGACAGUGUGGUGACUGGUCGUGGACAGAUUAAUGGGAGACUGGCUUAUGUUUUCAGUCAGGAUUUUACUGUAUUUGGAGGCAGUUUAUCUGGAGCUCACGCCCAGAAGAUCUGCAAGAUCAUGGAUCAAGCUGCUAUGGUUGGAGCACCUGUGAUUGGGCUGAAUGACUCUGGAGGAGCCCGGAUCCAGGAAGGAGUGGAGUCCUUAGCAGGCUACGCAGACAUAUUUUUGAGAAACGUGCUGUGUUCUGGGGUAGUGCCACAGAUUUCCCUCAUCAUGGGCCCUUGUGCUGGAGGAGCUGUGUAUUCACCUGCUCUCACCGAUUUCACGUUCAUGGUGAAGGAUACAUCUUAUCUUUUCAUCACUGGCCCGGAUGUAGUUAAGUCUGUUACCAAUGAAGAUGUCACCCAGGAGCAGCUUGGGGGUGCAAAGACGCACACCGCUGUAUCUGGAGUGGCUCACAGAGCCUUUGAGAAUGAUAUAGAUGCUUUACUCCAGCUCAGAGAGUUCUUUAAUUACUUACCUCUAAGCAACCGGGAUCCAGCUCCAGUUCGUGAAUGCCAUGAUCCCAGUGACCGUUUGGUUCCUGAGCUGGACACAGUGGUCCCAAGUGAAUCUACUAAAGCCUAUGACAUGCUGGAUAUCAUCCACUCUGUUGUGGAUGAGAGGGAGUUCUUCGAGAUCAUGCCUUCCUACGCCAGAAACAUUGUGGUUGGAUUUGCCAGGAUGAACGGCCGAACAGUUGGCAUAGUGGGCAACCAGCCCAAAGUAGCAUCAGGGUGCUUAGACAUUAAUUCUUCAGUGAAGGGAGCUCGCUUUGUUCGUUUCUGUGAUGCUUUCAACAUACCACUGAUUACCUUCGUGGAUGUUCCUGGAUUUUUGCCAGGUACAGCUCAGGAGUAUGGUGGAAUCAUACGUCAUGGUGCAAAGCUGUUGUUUGCCUUUGCAGAAGCAACUGUGCCUAAAAUCACUAUCAUCACCAGGAAGGCCUAUGGGGGUGCCUAUGAUGUGAUGAGCUCAAAGCAUUUACGAGGAGAUGCGAAUUAUGCCUGGCCUACUGCAGAGGUGGCCGUGAUGGGUGCAAAGGGUGCUGUCCAGAUCAUUUUCAGAGGAAAAGAGGCAAAUGCAGAAGCAGAGUACGUGGAUAAGUUUGCAAACCCCUUCCCAGCAGCCACGAGAGGGUUUGUUGAUGAUAUCAUCCAACCUUCGAGCACUCGUGCGCGCAUCUGCCGCGACCUGGACGUGCUGGCUAGCAAAACACAGUCCAGUCCCUGGAAGAAGCAUGCCAACAUCCCACUGUGAGUGUGAGCAGGUUUGCCACGCUGGGAGACGUGGCAGUGUUCUGACCACACAUACUCUAAGUGGAGGUCUACUUUGCAAUGGAAAUGCUUUGCUUUACUUUGAUUUUGCUAAUGACCAUCAAUAAAUGACAGUACACAGACCUCAUUUAAUUUGGGGUCUUACCAGUUCACCUCUAUAAA